UUGUUUGCAGAGCAUAGCUGCAUAAGAAGAAGCCCUAAUCUCCAUCAACACAAAGGCAUUCAAUAUUUUUCUGGAAACGCUGCGGUCGAGCCAUCUCUGAGUUUGAGAAGGUUUUGACAAGAAGAUUUUGGCUUUAAUGGGUAGUAAGAAAAGGGGUUUAGAAUCCAUAGAGGAAGCAGAGGAUGAGGGGCCUAUUGAUAAAGUUGAAUCUGAGCAAUCAAAGAAAAAAUUGAAAAAGGAGAAGAAGAAAGAUGGGGAAAAUGCAAGUGCAGCUUCUGUCAAACCAAUGGAGAGAAGGAAGAAAAGGAAAGCAUUGGACAAAGAGAGGCAUGGGGUUUCUUCUGAAAAUCAUGAAUCAAAGCCAGUGCAAACAGGUUCGGAAUUGAAAGAUGCUGAUGAUACCAAGGAGCAGCCAGCUUCUUCACCCAGCAGUGGUUUGCCAGAAUUCCAUAUUACUGUUUUUAAAGACUUGGUAUCGAUCAAUUCUUCAGUAAGAGAAGCGGCAGUAGAAACGAUGGUGAUGGAGUUGCAGGAAGUUCAAAAGGUGUAUGAUAAGCUUGGGAAAAAGGAGCUGGUUGAGCGUGGGCUGCAAUUGGAAGCUGAAAAGGAUGAUGGUCUUAACAACUGUGCUCCUUCUUUGAGAUAUGCUGUUCGUAGGCUUAUCCGUGGGGUCUCAUCCUCAAGAGAGUGUGCAAGACAAGGUUUUGCUCUGGGUUUGACUAUCUUACUCAAUAAAAUUCCCAGCAUCAAAGUGCAAUCAUUCCUGAAACUUAUAGUUGAUUUGUUAGAGGUUUCUUCUUCAAUGAAGGGUCAGGAAGCAAAGGAUUGUCUUUUAGGUCGCUUAUUUGCUUAUGGUGCCCUUGUUCGAUCAGGAAGACUAGUUGAAGAAUGGAUUUCUGAUAAAAACACUCCCUACAUCAAGGAAUUCACUAGUCUUAUUAUCUCGCUUGCAGCCAAGAAGCGAUACCUGCAAGAGCCAGCCGUUUCAGUUAUUUUGGACAUGGUUGAAAAGUUACCUACUGAAGCCUUGUUGAGUCAUGUACUUGAAGCUCCGGGAAUGAAUGAUUGGUUUGAGGGAGCCACAGAAGUUGGAAACCCUGAUGCGUUGCUCCUAGCUCUGAAAAUAAGAGAAAAAAAUUCUCUGGACAGCAAAAUAUUUGACAAACUCUUGCCAAAUCCUUUCAGCCCCAGCAAGCUCUUUGCCACAAGCCACUUAUCAUCCCUUGUCAAUUGCUUAAAGGAAUCUACCUUCUGUCAACCAAGAAUCCACAGUGUUUGGCCUGUUUUAGUAAAUAGUCUUUUGCCUGAUGUUGUAUUUCAAGAUGAAGAUGUGGUAUCUUCAAGUUCCAUUAAGAAGCACAAAAGGAGUCGCAAGUGUAGCUCUUCUGAAGAAGACAUUGCAAAAAACCUCCGGUGUUUCUGUGAAGUUAUUAUUGAAGGAUCCCUUCUUCCGUCAUCUCAUGACCGCAAACACUUGGCAUUUGAUGUUCUGCUUCUUCUCUUACCAAGGUUGCCCGCAUCUUUCAUCCCAAUUGUUCUUUCUUACAAACUUGUCCAGUGCUUGAUGGACAUACUUUCUACCAAGGACACUUGGCUGCAUAAAGUUGGACAGUAUUUUCUUAAAGAACUAUCAGAUUGGGUCAGACAUGAUGAUGUUAGAAAAGUUUCUGUCAUCAUGGCUCUACAGAAGCACAGCAGUGGGAGAUUUGAUUGCAUUACACGGACAAAAACUGUUAAAGAUUUGAUGGCAGAGUUCAAAACAGAAUCUGGAUGCAUGUUGUUUAUUCAGAACUUAACUAGCAUGUUUGUGGAUGAAGGUCAUGCUUCGGAGGAACCUUCUGAUCAGAGUCAGACAACAGAUGACAAUUCAGAGCUAGGUUCAGCAGAGGAUAAGGAAUCUGUUGGACCAUCAGGAAAUUCUGAUUUUCUGAGAAGUUGGGUCGUAGAUUCCCUCCCUAGUAUCUUGAAAUAUCUGAAGCUGGAUCCUGAAGCAAAGUUUCGGGUGCAAAAAGAGAUAUUGAAGUUUCUAGCUGUUCAGGGUCUAUUUUCUUCAUCUCUUGGCACUGAAGUGACAUCAUUUGAAUUACAGGAAAAAUUUAGGUGGCCAAAAGCAGCCACCUCUAGUGCUCUUUGCAGGAUGUGUAUUGAGCAGCUCCAGUUAUUGCUGGCAAAUGCUCAGAAAGGAGAGGGUCAGAAAGUAGAGGGUCAGGAAGGAGAGGGGCCACGAGCAUUGACAAGCAUACGUGAACCAAUUGAUCUUGGUUCUUACUUCAUGCGAUUUCUUAGUACAUUACGCAAUAUUCCUUCAGUUUCACUCUUUCAGACAUUGAGCAAUGAGGAUGAGAAGGCAUUCACUAAAUUGCAAGCUAUGGAAAGUAGGCUUUGUAGAGAGGAAAGAAACUGUCUUCAGGAAAGAAACUUGAGGCUCAGUGCAACAGCAAAUAAACUGCAUGCUCUCAGGUACUUGCUCAUCCAGUUGCUGCUGCAAGUACUCCUUCGACCUGGGGAAUUCUCUGAAGCUGCCUCUGAACUUAUUCUAUGUUGUAAGAAAGCCUUCUCUUCUUCUGAUCUCCUUGAAUCCUCUGGUGAAGAUGAGUUAGAUGGUGAUGAAACACCUGAGUUAAUGAAUGUCCUUGUGGAUACAUUACUCUCAUUGUUGCCAGAGUCAUCAGCUCCAAUGCGGUCUGCCAUUGAGCAGGUUUUCAAAUAUUUCUGUGAUGAUGUCACGGAUGAUGGACUGCUUCGGAUGUUGCGUGUCAUUAAGAAAGACCUAAAACCUGCUAGACAUCAGGAUGCAGAGAGUGAAGAUGAUAGUGAUGAUGAUGAUGAUUUUCUUGAUAUUGAAGAAGCUGAGGAAAUUGAUGAAGCUGAGACAGGUGAAACUGGUGAGAGUGAUGAGCAAACGGAUGACUCUGAGGCAGUGGUUGGAGUAGAGGCAGUUGAAGAAAUUCCUGAAGCUUCUGAUGAUUCUGAUGGGGGAAUGGAUGAUGAUGCAAUGUUCCGAAUGGAUACUUAUCUAGCAAGGAUUUUCAAAGAGCGCAAGAACCAAGCUGGGGGUGAGACAGCUCAUUCACAACUUGUGCUCUUCAAACUUCGAGUCCUUUCCUUGCUGGAAAUUUACCUGCAUGAAAAUCCAGGUAAACCCCAGGUUUUGUCAGUGUACUCAAACUUGGCUCAGGCAUUUGUUAAGCCACACACUGCAGAAGGUAGCGAGCAGCUUGGACAGCGCAUAUGGGGAAUUCUGCAGAAGAAAAUUUUCAAAGCAAAGGAAUAUCCAAAGGGUGAAGCUGUGCAACUUUCUACACUUGAAUCUCUGCUGGAAAAAAACUUGAAGUGGGCUUCAAAACCAUUUAAGAAGAAGAGAUCUUCUGAAAAUCCGUCCAAGAAGAAACAGUCAGCUUCCAGGAACCGUCAUAAAAUGAUUGGUUCUCUUGCUCAGAAUUCAAUAUUUUGGAUUUUGAAGAUCCUUGAUGCAAGAAAGUUCCCAGAGUCUGAACUGCAGGGGUUUUUUGAUAUUUUCAAGCGUGUUCUAGUGGGGUAUCUUGAUAGUAAAAAGAUUCAAAUUAAAUCCAAUUUUUUAAAAGAAAUAUUUAGAAGACGACCAUGGAUCGGGCAUCAUCUCUUAGGCUUCCUUUUGGAGAAAUGUGGCAAUGCAGAAUCAGAGUUCCGGCGAGUUGAAGCUCUUGAUCUGGUGAUUGAAAUAUUGAAGUCACAUGUGUUUUUUAACACUGAUGUAAAAGGUCAGGAGGCAUCAAAGAAAAUGUUGAAAAGCCAUCUGCCUAAACUUGCCUUUCUAAUAAAGGUGUUAGUAACAAAUAUGCCAGAAAAGCAGGCAAGGCGUACUCAUGUGCGGAAAUUCUGUGGCAAGGUCUUCCAGAUGAUAUCAACCUCUAACCUGACCAAGUCUUUUCUCAAAGAUUUGCCACCUGAUGCUCAUGUUGCUUGUGAAACCCACCUUGGUGAGGCUUUUCUUGCUUUGAAGAAGCUGGGACGCUAGGGGAUAUCAAAUUUUGUUGUGGGGAAGGUUCGUAUGAAGAAUUCAAUUCCUGUCUAUUCAAUAACAGGAAAUUUCAAUGAUAAAUGCUACCUCUGCAAGCUACAGUUAUCCAAUAUCUAUCAGGGUCUUCAGCUUCUCAAGCAGUUGUGACUAGAUAUUUGCUUGCAAUGCUCUUUUGGGCUUGCUUUCUGAUGGUGCUCAGCUCGGUGUCCAGCUCUGAUAACUAUGGAAGUAUGCUGAAGUUAUUUAAAGCUUUGCUUCACUGUCAUUUAUGGUUUUCUAUAGUGUGAGGCUCAGCAUAUAGCAAGUGUUUGCUAAUACUCAGAUAAGCCAUGAACUUUGGAGGUUUGGUUCAUUUUUUCAGCUCAUGUUUUGUUAAAAGGAUAGAAUCUUUCAGUCUUGAACACAAAUUUUUAAUCAUCAAUCAUCAUCUUAGCAUGUUGAUUUUCUCUC
Molecule: messenger RNA, 4450 nt
Organism: Vitis riparia (riverbank grape)
Lineage: Eukaryota; Viridiplantae; Streptophyta; Magnoliopsida; Vitales; Vitaceae
Product: rDNA transcriptional regulator pol5
Exons: 9
Coding region: 137-3997 (1286 amino acids)
Biological process (GO): regulation of DNA-templated transcription
Cellular component (GO): nucleolus
Molecular function (GO): transcription factor binding; DNA binding
Source: RefSeq, a predicted model, not a curated record